GAGGAGCAGGAAGGGACGUAGGGAGGGGGGAAGGUGUCUGCCCAGCCCACCGGCUCCCUCUGUCCCUUCCCGGCUCACUACCUCUUUCGGGACGGCGGAGCGCGGCUCGGCGCGAUGGGGCGCAUCGAGUGGGCCAUGUGGGCGAACGAGCAGGCGCUGGCCUCCGGCCUGAUUCUAGUGACUGGUGGCAUUGUGGCGGUUGCUGGACAGUUCAAAAGCUGGGAGUUUGGUGCAUAUGCAAUAGCAGCUGGAGUGUUUGUUUGCCUUCUGGAAUACCCAAGAGGGAAGCGGAAAAAGGGAUCCACCAUGGAGCGAUGCGGUCAAAAGUAUUUCACAACUGUGGUGAAGGUGUUUGGACCUCUAACGAGGAAUUACUACAUCCGGGCUGUCCUGCUAGCAAGCCUGGCAAUUCCAGCAGGAUUGUUGCUGGCCACGAUCCUCGGCACAGUUUGCCUUGCCAUUGCAAGUGGCAUCUACUUACUGGCUGCUGUCCGUGGCGAAGAGUGGCAUCCCAUCGAAUCAAGGCCGCGAGAACUGCCACAAGUUGGGACCACCAUUAAACAUCCUCCAACCAACCCCCCACCUCGGCCUCCAGCAGAGGCUCGCAGGAAGCAGGCCGACGAGGCGGCAGAGGGCGAGGAGAACCCCAUCCCAGUCAUCGUCGAGGCCGAAUGAUGGCCUGGCUGAAAGUACCCUGAAGGGGCGGUGUUUGCUGUGCUUAGGAAGGGGAAACUGGCCAUAUCAUAGCAGAUCUACAGAUUUUGUCCUCCUCUUCCAGCUUCACAGUCUGCCUGUGCAGAUGCUUCCCCAGAUUCUCCUCAGUCUGCAGCCUGCCCCUUUCCCCACUUUGAUCCUGAACAUCCACUAGGCCAGGCGGCUGCCAUGUUUGUUUCACAGUGAGGUCCACCGGUGGCCAUGUUGUUUAUCUCCAUGAUAACAAGUGGAGGAUUGUGACGCUCCAGGCAGGGAUGACCCCAGCCGGCAUUGUCGGAAUUGCAAUGGCUUUCCCUUUUCUCUGUGGGGAUCCCUUCUGUUCACUCGAGGAUCCCUUGUGUUUUUAACAUUGUAAUAAAAUGACCUGGUUGGUUGCCUUCUUCUUUGUAA
Messenger RNA from Rhineura floridana, 1104 nucleotides. RefSeq names its product cytochrome b-245 light chain. Gene Ontology annotation, cellular component: NADPH oxidase complex. NCBI's taxonomy places the organism in Eukaryota, Metazoa, Chordata, Lepidosauria, Squamata, Rhineuridae. The coding region runs from base 115 to 675 and encodes 186 amino acids. The transcript is spliced from 6 exons. Gene Ontology annotation, molecular function: heme binding. Gene Ontology annotation, biological process: superoxide anion generation. The record is from RefSeq and is a predicted model, not a curated record.